AUGAUCCAUUCGCUCUCUUUGUGGAUAAGCCACAAGCACAGGGCUAUACCAAUAUCACCUGCCAAAUUAGCAAAUUCAAACUUCAACAGUUCUAGUGGUUUAUCCAUGGCUUUAACCAUAGCUUCCUCAGCACUUUCAAGCUUUCCAAGCAGGGAAAUCCCAAGAAAUUCUUUGGCGCCAGGCAAGGUUGCAGCAAAAUUGCCAGGGAGAUGGAAAAGUUUAAAUGCUACGAAAGGAGGAGUGUCGAGCGUUUGUGAACCACUGCCUCCGGAUAGGCCGCUGUGGUUCCCUGGCAGUUCACCUCCCGACUGGCUUGAUGGCAGUCUUCCUGGAGAUUUUGGCUUUGACCCACUGGGAUUAGGUUCUGAUCCAGAACUGCUUAAAUGGUUUGCACAAGCUGAACUAAUGCAUGGCAGAUGGGCUAUGCUUUCUGUUGCUGGAAUUCUUAUUCCAGAAUGGCUAGAAAGCCUUGGAUUCAUUGAGAAUUUCUCAUGGUAUGACGCUGGAGCUCGCGAAUACUUUGCAGAUCCUACAACUUUAUUUGUUGUGCAAUUAGCCCUGAUGGGGUGGGUCGAGGGCCGGAGAUGGGCCGAUAUGAUCAAUCCGGGGUGUGUUGAUAUUGAACCAACAAUCCCACAUAAGAACAAACCGAAGCCAGAUGUUGGUUACCCCGGUGGCCUAUGGUUUGAUCCCUUAAUGUGGGGAAGAGGAUCGCCUGAGCCAGUGAUGGUGUUGAGGACGAAAGAGAUCAAGAAUGGGAGACUUGCAAUGUUAGCUUUUGUUGGUUUUUGUUUCCAGGCCAUUUACACUGGACAGGGCCCUAUGGAAAACUUGAUGUGCCACAUUGCAGAUCCUGGUCACUGCAACAUUUUUUCGGCUUUCACAUCCCAGUAG
This is a messenger RNA of Fraxinus pennsylvanica, 894 nucleotides long. Lineage: Eukaryota; Viridiplantae; Streptophyta; Magnoliopsida; Lamiales; Oleaceae. The record is from the annotation of a GenBank genome assembly.